GAAUCUAAUCAAAUCUUCAAACGGGCAAUAGAACAUUCCAAAAACCCCUGCAACUUCUUUUCUCUUCUUCCCCCUAUCCCCUCCCGCUUGACUUCCAUUUCUCACUAACACAAACAUUCUCGAUGCUUUGUCUCAUACGCUUCCAUUGCGCUGGGACAGGACUGCCACAGUUGUGAUGAACGAAAAACCAUAAUUUCACCUGAAAUUCCACAGGCAUGCCUUCCCCCGCAGCUCAAAUCAACGUCCUGGGCAGUUCGCGUAGUUCUUCAGUAAGACGCCAAAUUUCACAACCCCGAAGAAUGUGUUUUUAGGUCAGAGACUGGGACAAACGAGAAGAGUCGGGCCGCUUCGCAUAGUCAACGAGAAAGUUGAAAUUGUCGAUUUGGGGACAACGAGCUCGGCGCUGUGGCUUUUGAGAAAAUGAAGGAUGCUGAGUAAAAAAGGAUAAAUGAGUUGGAAGAACUUGAGAACAAGGCAAAUUUGCAGUUAGAGAGACAGCUUGUCAUGGCUUCAUACUUUAGCAGGGCCAUGUUGACUCUGCGUGGAAAGUUAAGGGGAACAGAGUGGGAUCCUGAGAACUCACACAGGAUUGGUUUUAGUGACUUUUGGAGACUCCUUAACUCAAAUAAUGUCCAGCAUAUGGAGUACUCAAACUAUGGUAAAAAAAUAUCAGUGAUUCUACCUUACUACAAGGAUGAGAAAAUGGAAGGAGCGAAAGGGAAUUUGAAGGAGGUUAUUUUUCGGCGUCAUGUGGUUGACCGAAUGCCAAUAUAUAGCUGGAAUGAUGUAUGGCAGAAGUUGCAUCAGCAAAUAGAGAAUGUUGAGGUUCUGAAUGUGGAUAUAGUACCUGCACAAGUAUAUUCUACUGUGGCAACUGCAGUCAUAUGGUCUAUGCGGCUUGCGUUGUCUAUUGUACUGUAUCUCUGGAUUGGCAACUUGACUGUUGAGAAUAAGUCUCACAUUGAUGGGAGGAGGGAUUUUGCAUGAGCUUAUAAGAGGUUGGACUACUCGUUAUAUUGUCAAUUAGUUUUAUUGUAGAACUUCAACUUUCUUCGUGAUGUUUAAGUAGGAACCAUGCCCUACAUUUUUUAGGGCAGAGCAAAAGGACCAAAACUCC
Molecule: messenger RNA, 1117 nt
Organism: Malus domestica (apple)
Lineage: Eukaryota; Viridiplantae; Streptophyta; Magnoliopsida; Rosales; Rosaceae
Source: RefSeq, a predicted model, not a curated record